UACGGCGUUGCUCUGGAUUUCCAUUGUUGCAACUUAAAGGGAAACUUUCACAAUGUCCGGAGCCCCUGAUGUCCUGCAAAUGAAGGAGGAGGAUGUCCUCAAAUUCCUUGCAGCAGGAACUCACUUAGGUGGCACCAACCUUGACUUCAAAAUGGAGCAGUGUAUCUACAAAAGGAAAAGUGAUGGCAUCUACAUCAUAAAUCUGAAAAGAACCUGGGAGAAGCUUCUGUUGGCAGCUCGUGCCAUUGAAAACCCAGCUGAUGUCAGUGUCACAUCCUCCAGGAAUGCUGGCCAGCGAGCUGUGCUGAAGUUUGCUGCUGACACUGGAGCUACUCCCAUUACUGGCCGCUUCACGCCUGGAACCUUCACUACCCAGAUCCAGGCAGCUUUCCGGGAGCCGAGGCUUCCGGUGGUUACUGAUCCCGGGGCUGACCACCAACCUCUCAUAGAGGCAUCUUACGUUAACCUGCCUACCAUUGCUCAGUGUAACAUGGACUCCCUUCUGCACUACGUGGACAUUGCCAUCCGCAGCAACAACAAGGUAACAGUUUUAUGA
Messenger RNA from Camelus dromedarius (Arabian camel), 556 nucleotides. Its product is annotated as small ribosomal subunit protein uS2. Bases 53 to 556 code for a protein of 167 amino acids. The record is from RefSeq and is a predicted model, not a curated record. The transcript has a single exon. Gene Ontology annotation, molecular function: structural constituent of ribosome. Gene Ontology annotation, cellular component: cytosolic small ribosomal subunit; ribosome; 90S preribosome. NCBI's taxonomy places the organism in Eukaryota, Metazoa, Chordata, Mammalia, Artiodactyla, Camelidae. Gene Ontology annotation, biological process: ribosomal small subunit assembly; cytoplasmic translation.